Molecule: messenger RNA, 1107 nt
Organism: Stylophora pistillata
Lineage: Eukaryota; Metazoa; Cnidaria; Anthozoa; Scleractinia; Pocilloporidae
Product: acidic repeat-containing protein-like
Source: RefSeq, a predicted model, not a curated record
AUGAUUGACAACGUUGGAGCUGGUGAAACUAUUGAAGACGAGGUUGUCGAUGCCAAUGCUGUUUCUGAUGAUACCGUUUGUGACGGUGAGGCUGAAGAAAAUUUUUGUACCGAUGAUAAUAUUGAUGACGAUAAUGUUGGAGACAGUUUUUCUGUUGCCACUGAUAAUGCUAAUGACGAUGAUGGUGUUAUUAAUGUUGCUACUCUUGAUGCCACUGAUGCUAUUGACGACAAUGGUUUAAGUGACAACGUUGGAACUGGUAAAACUAUUGACGACGAAGUUGUUGGUGCCAAUGCUGUUUCUGAUGAUGCGAUUUGUGACGGUGAGGCUGAAGAUAAAUUUUUUACAGAUGAUAAUAGUGAUGACGAUGAUUUUGGAGAAAGUUUUUCUGCUGCCACUGAUAAUACUAAUGACGAUAAUGGUUUUAUUAAUGUUGCUACUCUUGAUGCCAUUGACGACAAUGGUUUAAGUGACAACGUUAUAGUAGGUGAAACUAUUGACGACGAGGUUGUCGGUGCCAAUGCUGUUUCUGCUGAUAAUAUUUGUGACGGUAAGGCUGAAGAUAAUUUUUGUACCGAUGAUGAUAUUCAUGACGAUGAUGUUGGAGACAGUUUUUCUGUUGUCACUGAUAAUGGUAAUGACGAUGAUGGUGUUAUUAAUGUUGAUAGUCUUGAUACCACUGAUGCUAUUGACGACACUGGUUUAAGUGACAACGUUGGAGCUGGUGAAACUAUUGACGACGAACUUAUCGAUGCCAAUGCUGAUUCUGAUGAUGCUACUUGUGACAGUGAGGCUGAAGAAAAUUUUUCUACAGAUGAUAAUAGUGAUGACGAUGAUUUUGGAGACAGUUUUCCUGCUGCCACUGAUAACGCUAAUGACGAUAAUGGUUUUUUUAAUGUUACUACUCUUGAUGCCACUGAUGCUAUUGACGACAAUGCUUUAAGUGACAACGUUGGAGCUGGUAAAACUAUUGACGACGGAGUUGACGGUGCCAAUGCUGUUUCUGAUGAUAAUAUUUGUGACGGUGAGGCUGAAGAUAACUUUUGUACAGAUGAUAAUAUUGAUGACGAUGAUGUUGGAGACAGUUUUUCUUUACCGAAUAAAUGA